Thelazia callipaeda (thelaziosis nematode) is the source of this 1221-nucleotide messenger RNA. Lineage: Eukaryota; Metazoa; Nematoda; Chromadorea; Rhabditida; Thelaziidae. The record is from the annotation of a GenBank genome assembly.
AUGGUUGAGCAUACAGCUAUAGUCAUUGAUGAUGAAAAGGCUAGAGCAUUAGGGAACUAUCGCCGUAAGCUAAUUGAAUAUCGUGAAGAACAAGAAAUGCAGAAAGAGCAUGAUAAAUCAGAAAAUGAUAUCAAGUCGCUGCAGUCAGUGGGACAAAUAGUUGGUGAAGUGUUGAAGCAGCUAACGGAUGAAAAAUUUAUUGUGAAAGCUACAAAUGGUCCUCGAUAUGUGGUUGGAUGUCGACGCUCAAUAAAUAAAGAAGCCUUAAAACAAGCAAGUCUACAUUUAAAAUGUGCAUAUAUUUGUGAAAAAGUCGCUAGUUCUGGUACUCGUGUUGCUUUAGAUAUGACAACGCUAACAAUCAUGCGUCAGUUACCGCGAGAAGUAGAUCCGCUAGUAUACAAGAUGAGUCAUGAAGAUCCAGGCAAUAUAUCAUACUUCGAAGUUGGCGGAUUGAGGGAGCAAAUACGAGAACUACGCGAAGUCGUGGAGCUCCCUUUAAUUAAUCCUGAUUUGUUCCGACGCGUUGGUAUCACUCCUCCUAAAGGAUGCCUUUUAUAUGGUCCUCCUGGUACAGGGAAGACACUUCUGGCUCGAGCUGUUGCUUCACAACUAGAAUGCAAUUUUUUGAAAGUUGUUUCAUCUGCGAUAGUAGAUAAAUAUAUAGGCGAAUCUGCACGAAUGAUUAGAGAGAUGUUCAAUUAUGCGCGUGAUCAUCAACCUUGCAUUGUUUUCAUGGAUGAAAUCGACGCUAUAGGUGGUCGUCGAUUUUCGGAAGGCACUUCUGCAGAUCGCGAAAUUCAGCGCACUUUGAUGGAGCUCUUGAAUCAGAUGGAUGGGUUUGAUUCUUUAGGAAGGGUCAAAAUUAUCAUGGCAACAAAUCGACCUGACACAUUAGACCCAGCUUUACUAAGGCCUGGUCGUUUAGAUAGAAAAAUUGAAAUUGGUCUUCCAAAUGAGCAGAGUAGAUUAGAAGUUCUAAGAAUUCAUGCUUGUAAUAUAACCAAACAUGGCGAAAUUGAUUAUGAAGCUGUAGUAAAGCUUUCUGAUGGAUUCUCUGGUGCGGAUCUUAGAAACGUUUGCACAGAAGCAGGUACUCCCGGGCUGUUUGCUAUUCGAGCUGAACGUGAAUACGUUAUUGAUGAAGAUUUUAUGAAAGCGGUGCGUAAAGUGGGUGAUGCGAAAAGGUUGGAAACAAAGCUUGAUUACAAACCUGUAUGA